Molecule: messenger RNA, 4559 nt
Organism: Pungitius pungitius (ninespine stickleback)
Lineage: Eukaryota; Metazoa; Chordata; Actinopteri; Perciformes; Gasterosteidae
Gene: armc5
Product: armadillo repeat containing 5
Exons: 7
Coding region: 546-4214 (1222 amino acids)
Biological process (GO): anatomical structure morphogenesis
Cellular component (GO): cytosol
Molecular function (GO): protein binding
Source: RefSeq, a predicted model, not a curated record
ACCGCCCCUGUUUUGUUGUUUGGCUAAAGAUGGCGUUAGCGGCUAACGCAGGCGAUUGCAUUUUGUUCCACAAAAACUAUUCGGCCAGUGGUAACCAAACAUUGAUCAAUUAGACCUUAAAUCCGCCAAUUGAUGUGUAAAAAUAUGUUACAUUGAGAUAAUACAUGUCUAUCUUGUAGAAUAACGCUUGUUCGGCCUUCUCACGAUGGCAGGCCUGUUUGUUAGGGAGUGGACCGAAGCCGUUGGAACUCCAUCUCCCAUCAGCGACCGCGGCGUCAGGUGGUACAACUUUCCUUUUUCAUGGUAUCUGUAGUUUUCUGAUCAAACCACAGUGUUAUUUUUUUUUCCUAAACUCAAUUUUUUUUAUUUUUUGGAAUGAACUCAUGAAGAAAGCAUAAUAUCCAGUUUACUGAAGAAGCUAUCAGUGUGAAGUCACAGGACAUGAGAUUUAUUUUCUCAGUAUUCACAAAGUGAAUAAUAUCUGUCUCAACUGAGAGGAGGAAAAUCAAGAUAAUUGAACCCAGAGCCAGUCGGGCAGCGUGACCAUGGCUGCGUCACCCGUGCAAUGUGAAGAGAAACAAUCUCGAGGAGCCUCCAGAGAGGGUCACCCGUCCUCUCCAGAGUCUUCUUUGAGCUGGUGCUUGGCUCACCUCUCUAGACCUGGAUCAGGGGCCGAGCACCAGGGGAACGGCAGAGAGGGCGACAAGAGGUCCAAAGUCUCUCAGUGGCGAGCCCUGGUCGCUAUCCGGACACAGCACAUCAAGGGGGACAAGGCCGGCAUCGCCCGAUUCAGAACCCAAGGUGGUCACCGGCCCCUGUUGGACCUUCUCAAAAACCCGGAGUGCUCGAGGAAAACCCUGGACCUGGCUCUGAGCAUCUUGGCCAACUGCUGCACCGAGCUGCAGACACGCAUCGAGGUCCGUAAGCUGGAUGGGAUAAAGAUCGUAGUGGAGAUCCUGAAGGAAAACAUGGCCCUGGAGACGGUCCAGAACCGAGCAGCCCGGGCUUUGGGGAACCUGGCCAUGGAUCCAGAGAGCUCUGCACUCAUCCAUGCUGCGGGUGGUGUCCCCCUGCUCCUGCUGUGUGUGUCUCUGUCCUCCGGCCCGUCCUCCCCCACCGCCGCUCCGCCCAAGGAGCCCUGUCCCAAACUGGAGUGCGCCCAGUCGGCGGCGCGGGCUCUGCUCUACCUCUCGGACACGCCCCCCAACCGCCUGUCGCUGCUCACCCAGGGGACCCUGACGGCCCUCGCCCCCCUCAUCGCUCCGGAGUAUCCCCAGGGGCUGCGGCGGGCGGCGCUCAGGACCCUCCACGAGCUGACCCGGGGCUGCGGCGUCGAGUGCGCCCGGGAGGUGUCCCGCUCGGGGGUCCUCGCUCAGCUGGGCGCCAUGGCGACGGGGCAGUGCGGCAAACCCUUCGAGGAGCUGGCGCUGAAAACCCUGGCCAACAUGUGCUCCCAGGGCUGCCUUCGCCCGUUCGUGGGCUCGCUGGGGGUCAUUCAGAAGUUCACCGAGGAGGUCAAGAGGGACCCGCUGAGGUCCGGAGUCUUCCUCAAGGCGCUGUGCCUCUGCUGCAAGGAGGCGGUCAACCGCGCCAAGGUGAAGGAGAGCAGCGGAUUGGAGGUGCUGGUUGGCUUCCUGGCUGCCCACCCGAGUCAUCCCCUUUCCCGACUGGUCAUCCUGGCCUGUGUGGACUUUGUCUUCGACGAGUCGGCCAUGGAGCAGCUGCAGGAGUUGGGGCUGGUUCCUCUGCUUGUUGCACGGCUGGUUGAGCUCACCAAAGGCGAGGAGCAGUCCGCCGAGAAGAUGGAUGUGGGUCUCUCCUCCAGCGUGUCUCCCACUGAGCUGCUGCCUUCGUCCUGUUUUGACUCCUUUGACUUUCCUCCUCCUCCUGAGGGCUGCAAGAAGGACGAAGCAGGAAAGGAGCCAGGCCUUGGUUCCUCAAGCUUUCUAAGUCUCAAGUCCUGGUUGGUGGCCGAGGGAUUGAUCUCUUCAGAGGGGGACCUGCUGGAUUCCUCCGGCGUUGAAGGAGAAUGGGGGAGUCUUCAGAUCCCACCGUCCACUUCCUCCCCCCACACCUCCUCUCCAAACCCUGAUUCAUUUCUUCCUCCAUCCUCUCUUAAAAACUCUUCCCCAUCCAACCCCACUGCCUCUUCUUCUUCUUCUUCUUCUUCUUCUUCUUCUUCUUCUUCUUCUUCUUCUUCUUCUUCUUCCAAAAAAGCGGCUCAGCCUUCCCCUGUGUCCACUUCAUGUAAAAUCCCCGAUCCUCCCCCCUCUAGUCCUCCAGCUUGCGCCGCGCUCACGCCCCAAACCCCGCCCGCCUCCUCCACCGUCUCUCCCACGAAAACCGGCCCAACGCCGGCCUCCCCCGUAAAGUUCUCCUCCCCUCACAGGAGGAGGCGGCGUGCUCACGCAGCGGCUUGUUUGACCGAGGCCACCCUCGUGACCCCCCCGUCCGCGCCCCGCCCGGCGGCCUACCACCACCCUUACCACCCCGAGCCCUGGACGCCCGAGUCGCCCAUCCUGCUGCUGCUGUCGCGCUUCUCCCACGCCACCGACCCCAGCGCAGCCCUGAUCAGCUCCGGUGUCAUGUCCGGCCUGCUCUACUACCUCACCCAGCACCAGGACCCCAGCAGCAGGUGCUUCCGCAUGCUCUGCAGGCUGAGCUGCAACCCGAACUGUCUGCAGGCGCUGGUCCGGACCGGCUCGGUGGCGCUCUUUUGUCAACAUCUCUGCCAGAGAGGCGGCGGCUACGAGGGGGAGGACAGGCAGACGGACCGAGUGAAAGCCAAAGUCAAGCAGCUCGGUUUUGCUCUUCUCAAUAAUCUGCGCGUCCAGUGUGAGUCCGGAUUCGGCUCGGGGGUCGUUGCCCAUGUGAUGCUGUCGGGCUCCGAGUCCGACAAGAUGAACUGCGCGUUGUCUCUGCCGCUGAUCAGCAGCAACAAGUCGUUGUUGAAGAAACUCCUGGUGGACAGCGGCGGGCUGCUCCUCGCUCUGCGGCCUCUCGGCUGCGAUGACGCCGACGAAGACGGCGACGAACCCGCCGACGGUGGGAAGUUUCUCUCCGACUGGUUUCCUCCUUCGCCUCCUGGCCGGUCCCCUCGUCUCCGCUCGCUGUUCUCCUCCCUGCUCGUCGGGUGCCUGUCCACCCUGACGGCUGCCUUCAAAAUGGAGCUUGACAAUAUCGGCCCGGGUCCCGGCUCGCCGCGGUCAGCCGGUGAAACCCAAGCUUCCCCGCCUCCCUCGAAAAGGCCUCGCCUGGCGGACGCCUGCCCCUACGCGGCCUCGAGCUUCGACCUCCUCCUGUUGCUAGACGACGGGACUCGGGUCGGAGCCAGCAGGGAGGCGGUGGCCGGGGGCGAGGCGUCCGAAUACUUCCGGGCGCUGCUGAGAGGCGGGUUCGGAGAAGCUCGGCGCGACGCGGACCAAGCCAUCCGCAUCCGGGACGUCGGCGCAGGCGCGCUGCUGCCGGUGCUGCAUUACCUGCACGGAUGCCGCCUCGCCGGGGACACGGAAGCCCACCGGGGAAGUGACGGCGGGAGGAGGGGGCCGUGUCCCGCGCUGGAAAAAGUAGUCCUCGAGGGACUGGCGAUGUGCCGGACAGAGCCAGGCGGCGGUCCAGCGGAAGGCUUCGCGUUCCAGAAGAGCGCUCUCGGGGAGAUGAUGAUCGGGGCGAGCAGAUUCCUGGUGACGGAGUUGCAGAGAGAGUCAGAGGCUCUCUGCGUGUCCCUCCUGCUGUCCGGCGCCGAGUCCCCCGGGGAGAACCCGGCCAACCGGACAUCCGAGCCGGAGCCGCCCGGCUCGGAGGGGCAGGCGGGGAAACCAAACGGUUCCCAGAGCCAGACGGGCCCGAGUGAGACAAUCAAAAGUGCCGCUCCGGCUUCCGGGGCGGACGCACCCCUUGAUCCGGAGGAGCCGAGGUCGAGGCCGAAGAACUGCAAAAGUUCAGCGCAGCGCCCCGAGCCGGCCGCCGGGGCCUCUCGCCGCUCGCCGCUGACCGCCCUGCUCCCACAGAUGCACUGGUUCUCCCAGCGGUACAGCUACCCGGCGCUGGGCCGGGCCUGCCUGGCCCUGCUGCUGGGGUGUCGGGACUGUCCUCGGCCCUUCGCCUCCUCCGCCGCGGCGGCCGCUUGCCUUCGCAGGCUCGCCAGAGAGGCGGACUGCACGGAGACCCUGAGGCGGGAUCUGCUGAGCGUGGCCACGGCGGCUCUGGGCUGAGACGUCGUAAGGCGCUGUAAGGACUUAUGAGUGAACGUGGAUUUAUUUUUCCUAAACUGGAUUCAGUUUCGAUGUAACCUGAUUUAAACUGUACCCGGUCCCAGCAUGACGUGAUUGUAUCCUAAUUUACUAAUGACAUUUUUGAUAAUUUUCUUUUUUGUUUUUUUGGUAAAAGUCUUAAUUUGAUAAAUGUCCUUUUUAGCUGGAAGUGCUGGAAUUAUCAGGUUUGGUCUUGUAGCCGGUUGUUUAUUUUGUACAUAGAGAUAAUAUGGAAAAGAGGCUUUACAAUGUAUAGAUUCCAACUGUCCCCUUUCAAUUCAUGCUACUGAAUAUACGUUUGGAACA